Trypanosoma grayi is the source of this 582-nucleotide messenger RNA. RefSeq lists its product as hypothetical. Bases 1 to 582 code for a protein of 193 amino acids. The transcript has a single exon. The record is from RefSeq and is a predicted model, not a curated record. Lineage: Eukaryota; Euglenozoa; Kinetoplastea; Trypanosomatida; Trypanosomatidae.
AUGCCAGCCGCCAGCGUCGACAAAAUGAAUGGCAUCGGCAUGCCCAUUCUCUUCAUCAUUACACUCUUUGCAACGUUAUUCGCCACACGGCACUUGGUGGCCAAAGCUGUCCGGUACGCCUACAGUGACACUGUAACUAUGCUGUGCUUCUCUGCUGCUCUCACAAAUAUGGCGCUUUCCAUCUUUCUAUACUUCACCACUGCGUUUAACUAUGGCCUAGUGACAACAGUUCUGGCAUACUGCGUUGCUUUUAUGAACAGUAACGAGAACUUCAAGCAACAUAUGCCACACCUCCUUGCAGUACAUCUUGUGUGGUUCCUUGUUCUCGUUGGUAUUCCCUCGAGUCUCAAUCACGGAAUCAUCAAUGCCACAAACACAGGCGACUGCGUGGCUUUUUAUGCCACAUUUGCAUCCACUAUGUGCGUAGAGGGUUGGCUGACGUUUAUAAAGAUCGUUGCCUGUAUUAUAACCUGCUUCACUUUGUUUUCUGUACUUUUAUUGGCAUCUGAGGUUCUGGCGAUGCUUCAGACAGGGCGGCGAAGGACAGAGAUCUCGGCAAACCAAGUGCAGGCGCAAGCCUGA